AUGAGUCAACUGUGGGCGAGCUACUACGCGGACAAUGUCGAACGGUUCCGGCGGCUGUUGUCGCUGACGGGCCACAGUGCCCAGGCGGUAGCGGUGUGGAAUGCCAACAGCAGCGGGACCGGAAGCAUUGGAGGAAGCGGCAGCUUUGAAGAGGGCAUCAUCAGCAGCAGCAGCAGCAGCUACAAGACACGCAAGGCGUCGGGUCACCAGGCCAAAGCGGGGGCAGCAGGCACCGUGGGCAAGAGCGCGAUCAACAGUGUGGACCAUGCAGGACUGACGAUUCUGCUGCGGGCGGCUUCGUCGACGUCGGACAGGGCGGGUGCAUUUGUGCAGGCGCUACUGGAGCACCCGGCGAUCGACAUCUACGUGCAGGAUGCGGAGAGCGGGUGGAACGCGCUGCACCGGGCGUUGUAUGCGGGCAAUAUUGGGAUUGCGCGGAUGCUGCUGCAGAAGGAGCGGAUGGACAUGGCGGGCCAGACGCUGGGGGCUCCGACUGGCCGGACAGGACAGCUGAUCAAGACCAAGGACCACGAGGGCAACAGUCCGUUUGAGCUGUACAACUCGACGAUCGGCGAGCGAAUGCUGGAGGCGCUGGACGACAAGACGAAGGACUCGGGGCAGGACUCAGACAGCGACGAGGUUGCGGAGCAGCAGAACAAGGCGCAAGCGGGCGGACAGUCAGGACUGGGAAGUGGAGAGGAGCUCUUCUUCUUUGGCAGCAACAAGAACCUGACGCUGGGGCUGGGUGACGGCGACGACCGGCAGUUCCCGGAACGGGUGUAUCUCCGACGACCGGACGACCUGCUGCACCGGUUCUACGAGGAACAUCUGGAAGCGACGGCAAGGAUGACGACGACGACGACGACGACGAGCCCGACAGACGAAGCACGGCACGACGUGGCGGACAUUCCGGUGCUGGUACAGGGGCGGCCUUUGGUGAUACAGGACGUGGUGCUGUCGAAGCUACACAGCGCGGUGCUGACGACGGACGCGGUGUCGAACCUGUACGUAUGCGGGAUCGGACGCGGCGGACGGCUGGGGCUCGGGGACGAGAACACGCGGUUCUCGUUUGUGCCGGUGCAGGGACCGCUGGCGGACAAGCACGUGGCGGCGGUAGCGCUGGGGCAGAACCACACGAUGGCGGUGACGGACGGGGGCGAGCUGUGGACGUGGGGAUCGAACAGCAGUGCGCAGCUGGGAUACACGCUGGCGGGGGGGCCUUCGCGGACGGACGAGGAGGCGAUGAGUGCAGUACCGCGACAGGUGUUUGGACCGCUGCGUAAGGAGCGGAUCCUGGGAGUGGCAGCGUCGGGACUGCACUCGGUGGCGCACACGGGCAGCUCUCUGUACUGCUGGGGACGCAACGUGGGUCAGCUGGCGCUGAUGGACGCGGACUCGCGGUCGUUAGACGUGCAAGCGGUGCCGCGACGGGUGGCGGCGUCGCUGUUCUCGUCAGCGAUCGUGGCAGUGUCAGCGAUCGACAGGGCGACGACGUGUCUGCUGGCGAACCACACGGUGUGUGUGUUCACGAGCUACGGUUACAACAUUGUCAAGUUUCCGUUUGCCGGCGGACUGAGCGGACGGUUUGAGCCGGGACGCAGCCAGAUCGACAAGAUCGCGUCAGGCGGCGAGACGAUCGCGGCGGUGACGAGUCGGGGGGACCUGUUUACGAUGAGUCUGACGGGGACGACAUCGACAUCGACAUCGACAUCGACGACCAACCCGUCCAAGAUCCGUGAGGCGUUGACGCCGGCACGAUGCAUCUGGAGCGCGCGCAAGGAUGGAGUGCGAUCAGUUGGAGUGGGCGAGCAGGGCUCUGUGAUCAUCAGCACGUACUCGGGAGCGGUGUGGCGGCGGGUGCGACGGGCCAAGGCCAAGGGAAAGGGCGGCGACUACAAGUUCCAGCGGGUGCCGUUUAUCAGCAACGUGGCGACGGUGCGCAGCUCGGCGUUUGGGGCGUUUGCGGCAAUUCGAUGCGACUCGGCGGUGAUCCAGGAGCAGAUCGGAGUGGCUGAGCAGACGCUAUGGGACGACGUGGCGCCACUGCAUGUGCUCCAGGGAUUCGAGGCGUCGGCGGGCGGAGACACGCUGCAGUUCUGGAAGACUGACGUGCUGAAGGAAACGCUGGGGCCGAUCGCGUAUGAGAUUCUGCGGUCAGGCGAUCUGGAGGCGGAUCUGACGCGCCAUCUGGAGGUGUGGGCAUGUCACCAGCAGACGGAUCUAGGGGCUGUUGUGGUGUGUUCUUCGCUGGCACCGAAACUACAGAUCCCAGUGCACAGCUGGAUUCUGACAGCACGAAGCAGUGUGCUGCGAGAGGCGAUGACAGAGCAUCGGGACGUCCCAGAGGUCUGCUCGAUCGAGACGGGGCUCGAGAGCGACGAAAGAACGACAGUCGUCACAUUUGCCGAUCUGGAUCUGCUGAGCCUGCUGAACAUGGUGCUGUACAUGUACGAGGACCGGGUGAUUCCAGUGUGGAACUACAGCCGACAGGCAGCGCCUGUGGCACAUCGAUACCGACAGGUGCGAACGGAGGUGAUGCGGCUGGCGACACGAUUGAACAUGGGAGCACUAGAGAGUGCAGUGCGAAUCCAGACGGAGCCGAAGCGAACGCUAGACGCAGACAUGCGGGCAGCGAUGCAAGACAGCCGUUUCUUUGCCGACGGGGACGCAGUGGUGGAGCUCCAGGACGGGGCGACAGCACGGGUACACAGCGUGCUGAUGUGUCGACGAUGUCGCUGGUUUGACGGCCUGUUCCACGGCCGCUCAGACGGACGCUGGCUGGCAGCACGACGAGCAGCCCUGCAGCCAGGAGAGUCAGUGCGGUUAGAUCUGAGGCACAUGGACGCGGCCGCGUUUGGCUUCGUGUUGGAGCAGCUGUACGCCGACGUGGGGACGGCGCUCUUUGACGAGCUGCGGGCGCCGAGCCUGGAGGCCUUUCUGGACGUCGUGCUGGCCGUGCUGGCGAUGGCUGACGAGCUGACGGUCGACCGGCUCGCGCAGGUGUGCCAGCGGGUCAUCGGCCGGCUUGUCGACACGCGCAGCGUGGCCCAGAUGCUCAACCUCGUAGGCGGCUACGCCGUGCGCCAGCUGACUGAUGCUGCUCUCGAAUAUGUCUGCCUGCAGAUGGAGACCAUGCUGGAGAACCAGCUGCUGGACGAGCUGGACGGCCGUCUGGUGGCCGCGCUGGACCGCGUCGUGCGGGUCAACCAGCUGGCCCAGAUGCCGUUUGCACGCAGCGGACGGGCCGAGGCUGAGCUUCUGGAGCGACACCCAAGGCUGGCACAGGAGAUGGACGAGGAGCGACAGCGGCGGGUGCGCGAGAUGGCGUUUCGAGGGGGGGGAGGAGGAGGAGGAGGAGGAGGAAGUGGAAGUGGAGGUGGAGGAGGGACUGGAAAGACACAGACACCCAAGACACGACGAAACGAACCUUUCAGCUCGGUUCUGCAGCCAGAGACAUCGCAGGCCGACUUGAUGUUUGCUAUGGAAGAGGUGGGCGAAAGUGUAUCGAGUCCGGUCAGCCGAAUGGCAUCACAAAAGACCAUUCGGCUUAGUCAGCGGAGAGUUACUACGCCUUUGAGUGUUACGAGUACUACUACGUCGAGUACACCUACGACGACGACGACCACCACCCCCUGGGCACCACAGCCAGCCCCGAAGCAGGACCUGCGCGCCAUCAUGUCGACCGAGUCGGUCGAGUGGACGCUGGUGACAUCGUCGCCGCCGGCAGCAGCCUCGCAGGCCAGCCGGACAUCAGCACUGUCAGCCAGCAUCGACGCCCAAAGGCUGGCGGCCACGGCCAAGAUGACGCCAGCAAAGCUGUCGCAGAAAGAGCGGAAGAAACAGCAGCAGCAGCAGCAGCAGCAGCAGAUGAGCCAGACGGCCAGCACAAGGGAGUCCAAGGGGAUGGCUUGGGACACAUCCGAAGGAAGACGGCCGUCUGGACCCUGGCAGAUGGAGGGACAAAGUGGGAGUGGGAGUGGGAGUGGGAGUGGAGGGGGAGGGGGAGGGGGAGGGGGAGGAAUGGGCGCUCACCCUCCGCGACCAGAGUCUGGAAGUCCAAAAAGUCCAUCUACUACAAGCACUCAUCUGGUACCUCUCCCUAAAGCCCACAUCCACCGAGCAGCCUCACCAGACACCCGGUUUGCCGGCCAGACUCGAUCCCAGCCGACAGCCUCUCCCUCGUCGACAACGAAGCCGAUGGUUCCACACUCGCGCGUGUACCUGCGACCGGCACCAAAGGCGGAGCCGAUUCUGGGCCUGAGCAUGGCCGACAUCAUUGUGCAGCAGCAGCUGGAGCAGGAAAGCAUGCGGGAGGCCGUGGCCAAGCGCAGCCUGCAGGAGAUCCAACAGGAGCAGGCCUUUCAGGAGUGGUGGGACCAGGAGAGCCGGCGAGCGCAAGAGGAAGCGGAGGGAAGAGGAGGAAGGGGAGAAGGAGAAAGAGAAGGAGAAAAUACCAGAGGUACGAGAAAGACAAGGGGAGGCCGCGGUGGGAGAGGUCCCAAAGGCAAGGAAGUGCGGCCAGAAGACAAGGACAGGGACAAUGCCCGCAAAGCCCGGCCCAAGAAUCGGGGUCGUGGCAACAAGGCGUAG
Messenger RNA from Grosmannia clavigera kw1407, 4590 nucleotides. Its product is annotated as btb/poz-like protein. The record is from RefSeq and is a predicted model, not a curated record. The transcript has a single exon. Lineage: Eukaryota; Fungi; Ascomycota; Sordariomycetes; Ophiostomatales; Ophiostomataceae. The coding region runs from base 1 to 4590 and encodes 1529 amino acids. Gene Ontology annotation, molecular function: protein binding.